GUUGUGGUACCCUUGGUCUUCGUCUAUGAAUAUGUGUGUUUCGGGCAAGUCGCGAGACAGUCAACUCGGCUUCGUCAGUCUUACUCUACACCUCGUGUCAAGCAGUCGCUACCACAUAUUGGCGUCGAGAGGGAUCAUUUUUCUCGGAUUAGAAGGAUCAUCAGUGAAUCGGAGAAAAACAUCAAAUAAUCGGAAAGAAUAUCAUCAAAUUUGUGGAAAUGGAGCAAGCAAGCGGUAAUCAGGACGGAACCCAAAACCAAAAUGAUGCACAGAACCAGGUUCUGCUGUUACAAACAGCAACGGCGUUCAACCCGGCAGCGUACAAUCUGCCGCAGUUCCGGUACAAACAUCUUCCUUCAUCAGAAGUGCGCAACGCCUGGAAUGGAUGGAUUCGUGGUUUCGAACGUGUUAUGAAGGCUUCGAGUAUUACGGAUGGAUCGAUGAAGAAAAUUCAAAUGCUUGCAAUGGGCGGUUUAGAAUUGCAAAACGUUUUCGACGGUAUCCCAGGAGCCGACGAAGAGUCCGAAGAAUCGGCUGAUCCUUUUGCUGUUGCCAGAACGAAGCUGGACAAUCAUUUUUCCCCAAAACAACACGAGAGCUUUGAGAGGUACCUACUUGUUUUGGAUGAUGUCACCAGAAACGGAAGAACCGAUUGA
This is a messenger RNA of Aedes albopictus (Asian tiger mosquito), 656 nucleotides long. RefSeq lists its product as uncharacterized. The transcript is spliced from 2 exons. Bases 219 to 656 code for a protein of 145 amino acids. The record is from RefSeq and is a predicted model, not a curated record. Lineage: Eukaryota; Metazoa; Arthropoda; Insecta; Diptera; Culicidae.